AUGGGAAAAGGCGAGUCAAGGCAAGAUAAAAGAUGGGAAAAGCUGCUCUUUCCUUUAAUUUUCACCGGAAUGAACGGCAAAGUAGACAUUGAAGCUAAUGUGGAGGGCGGCGGCCCUUCUGGCCAGGCCGGGGCCAUCCGUUGGGGCAUCGCAUGGGGCCUGAGGAGCUUCGUUGAUCAGGAGACGAUUGAGAAGAUGAGAUUGGCCGGCCUGCUCACCAGAGACUACAGAAGGAAAGAGAGAAAGAAGCCCGGACAGGAGGGAGCGAGAAGGAAGUUCACUUGGAAGAAACGCUAA
Molecule: messenger RNA, 297 nt
Organism: Ctenocephalides felis (cat flea)
Lineage: Eukaryota; Metazoa; Arthropoda; Insecta; Siphonaptera; Pulicidae
Product: 28S ribosomal protein S9, mitochondrial-like
Exons: 3
Coding region: 1-297 (98 amino acids)
Biological process (GO): translation
Cellular component (GO): ribosome; mitochondrial small ribosomal subunit
Molecular function (GO): RNA binding; structural constituent of ribosome
Source: RefSeq, a predicted model, not a curated record